AUGGGCAACAUCUGCUCCCGCUCAUCAAAUCAGCCCGAGGCCUUUACAGGGCCCGGUCGAGUGGUCGGCGCUCCGCCCUCGGCACCACAGUCAAAUGCCCCUCGCGCAUCCGUGCCGGCAAAAGCAAAUUGGCAAAGUAGUCCUGGGCGAACGCUGGGAGAAAGCUCCCCGCAACAAGGGGGUGGUGACGAGGCGCGAUCUAAUGCUGCGAUCGCAGCCCAGAAAAGAGCCGAAGCAGCAUCGGCGGCCAACAAGGGGAAGUUGGGGAGCAAACUGGCCGAGCAAAAGUCCAAGACUCACACACAGACCUUAAACGAGGCGAGUCAGACAGAGCGUGCAGUACGAAAUGCAGACGAGGCCGCGGCAGCGCGACAAUGGAAUUGA
Messenger RNA from Penicillium oxalicum, 384 nucleotides. RefSeq lists its product as uncharacterized. Bases 1 to 384 code for a protein of 127 amino acids. The record is from RefSeq and is a predicted model, not a curated record. The transcript has 2 exons. Lineage: Eukaryota; Fungi; Ascomycota; Eurotiomycetes; Eurotiales; Aspergillaceae.